Messenger RNA from Cyphellophora europaea CBS 101466, 2655 nucleotides. RefSeq lists its product as uncharacterized. Lineage: Eukaryota; Fungi; Ascomycota; Eurotiomycetes; Chaetothyriales; Cyphellophoraceae. The record is from RefSeq and is a predicted model, not a curated record. Gene Ontology annotation, cellular component: membrane; Golgi apparatus; early endosome. Gene Ontology annotation, biological process: transmembrane transport; chloride transport. Gene Ontology annotation, molecular function: voltage-gated chloride channel activity. The coding region runs from base 1 to 2655 and encodes 884 amino acids. The transcript has 2 exons.
AUGGCAGUCCCAUCCGGCAAACUGUUCGACCAGGACGAUUCGAGCCCGAUUAUGCCGGACGAGGACGAUGCGGGAGACCUCUCUUCUUUAUCUAAUCAACACAAGCAAUCUCGAGUUCUCGAUGAUCGACUCUUGUCUGACCGUCCGGCGGCCUCAAAUCCCCGCUCUAACUACGCCCCUUAUGCCGCCUCACCACGCCCUCCCGUCACCACAGGUGCGGAAACGCAAGCAGAAACAUCAGGCCCCACUAGCCGUGUAGAUACUAGCAAGGAGGCUGUGGAUUGGUAUGUUGAAGGGGCUGGAGUUCGAAGAGUCGGCUACGAUGAUCUGAGUGCGAUUGACUGGAUUUUCGAAUACGCAAAAGAGCGACAGAGGGUCAAACGACUACUAGCAGGAGCCCACGGUAUCACGCGGAGUCUGAAGCAACUGGCAGAUGACAGUCAUGUUUGGGUCGUGCUCGUUCUGACCGGCAUCUCGGUUGGCAUCGUUGCUGCUGCCAUUAGCAUCGCGUCAGACUGGCUAGGAGAUAUCAAGCAAGGCUAUUGCAAGACCGGUGCCGAUGGUGGACAAUUCUAUCUCAGCCGUCAGUUCUGCUGUUGGGGCCACGACGACUCGACGCAAUGCGCGGACUGGACGCCUUGGCGAGAGGCCCUAGGGAUAUCCAAUGGCGGUCUCGGUUAUACCGUUGAGUUCGUUCUCUUCGUCUGCUUUGCGGUCAUCUUCGCUCUUUGCGCAGCGCUUUUGGUAAAAGAAUAUUCGACGUACGCUAAGUCGAGCGGCAUUCCGGAAAUCAAGACCGUGCUGGGAGGCUUUGUCAUUCGACGGUUUCUAGGGGGAUGGACCCUGGUCACGAAGUCUCUCGGCCUUUGCCUUGCAGUUUCAUCCGGCCUCUGGGUUGGUAAAGAAGGGCCACUUGUUCAUGUGGCUUGUUGCUGCGCUAACAUGAUCAUGAAGCCUUUCUCAAGCUUGAGUCAGAAUGAAGCUCGCAAAAGAGAGGUGCUGUCGGCUGCAUCUGCUGCGGGAAUCUCAGUUGCUUUCGGCGCUCCCAUCGGAGGAGUCCUUUUCUCCUUGGAGCAGCUGUCAUACUACUUCCCGGAUAAGACCAUGUGGCAGUCAUUCGUCUGCGCCAUGGUUGCGGCCGUUACGCUUCAGGCUCUAAACCCCUUCCACACUGGCAAGAUUGUUCUGUUCCAGGUAACGCACUCUAGUGACUGGCACAGUUUCGAGAUGUUGCCCUUCCUAACGCUCGGGAUUCUUGGAGGAAUCUUUGGAGGCCUGUUCAUCCACCUCAACAUGCUGGUCACACGCUUCCGACGAUCCGAGCUUAACCCCCUACGGAAUCAACAGCUUCUCGAAGUUCUGGUGAUAUCGGGGCUGACUGCCGUUAUCAACUUUCCAAACAUUUUUAUGCGAGCGCAACUUUCUGAGCUGCUAUCCACACUCUUCGCCGAUUGUGCCACCACAGGCAAUACAGACAUCUUCGGCCUUUGCAAAGCCACGGCUGCAGGCUCUAUAUCUAUGACAUCGCUGCUGGUCACAGCGUCAGGACUUGGAUCUCUCCUCGCGCUGAUCACUUUCGGGCUGCCCAUUCCUGCUGGUGUCAUUCUGCCAUCACUUGCCAUUGGUGCACUCGCCGGAAGAGCAGUGGGAGUUGCAAUGGAGAUGCUCCAGAGGCGGUUCACUGGAUCGAUCUUCUUUGCUGCCUGUGAACCUGACGUUCCAUGCGUCAUACCAGGGACGUAUGCUAUCGUGGGUGCGGCUGCAUCACUAGCAGGCGUGACGAGACUGACAGUUUCGAUUGUUGCCAUUAUGUUCGAGCUUACGGGGGCAUUGUCAUACGUCCUGCCGAUCAUGAUUGCCGUCAUGCUGGCGAAGUGGAUAGGAGACGCCAUUUCAAAGAGGGGCAUCUAUGAGACCUGGAUCUAUCUCAACCAAUACCCAUACAUCGACAACAAAGACAAUACGCAGCUGCCCCAUGUGCCAGUCUCUAACGUGAUGACUGAAGUGGCAGAUAUGACGUGCCUCAAUGCGUCUAUAUCAUAUACCAUCGGGGAACUUCGCGGCAUCCUGAAGAAGGCCAAAUACCGGGGAUAUCCCGUGAUCACGUCAAGCGUAGGAGACGAAGAAGCGUCUGAGUCGACACACUUUCGAAGUCAGCGGCUGACCAAAAAGACGCUGCUAGGGUACAUCUCGCGGACCGAGCUGGCGUUUGCCCUGAAUCACGCGGUUGUAACCAAAAGGCCAGGCAGCACGGGGGAGCAUGAGCGAGACGAUAUCAAAUGCUACUUCAGAUUCAGUCCCGAGAUCACGACAGGCGAGGCGCUCGACCUGCGGCCAUGGAUGGAUCAAACUCCCAUAACACUGAACGCAAACAGCUCAUUCCAACUCGCCGUAAGCAUGUUCCAGUCACUGGGUCUCCGAAAUCUCCUCCUGGUGGAAAAAGGGGCAUUCCAAGGCAUCCUCACCAAGAAAGACGUGUGGUGGAUCCUGAACGCGACAGAGGACGCCCACAAGUCCCAAUCGUUUGUUGCCGGCACCGGAGUCCUCCGAGAAGAGCCUGUGGAACAAGGCGCGGCCGUCGAUGACGCACAAGACGCAGAAGCGCAAGGCCUACUGCAUGCUGAGCAGGACGCCACUAGGAGAGCCGCCGACUGA